Echinostoma caproni is the source of this 1149-nucleotide messenger RNA. NCBI's taxonomy places the organism in Eukaryota, Metazoa, Platyhelminthes, Trematoda, Plagiorchiida, Echinostomatidae. The record is from the annotation of a GenBank genome assembly.
GUGGUUAUGAUGCGGAUGAUGAUAAUGUUUAUGAUGAUGAUGAUGAUGAUGAUGAAGAUGAUGAUGAUGAUAAUGUUGAUCAUGAUGAUGAUGAUGAUAACGUUGACGGUGCUGGUGAGGAUGAUGAUGAUCAUGGAGAUGGUUUUUGCGAUGAUGGUGGUGAUGUUGAUGAGGAUGAUAUUGAUGAUGAUGAUGUUGAUGUUGCUGGUGAUAAUGAUGAUUGUGAUGAUGAUGAUGGUGCUGGUGGUGCUGAUGGUGAUGAUGAUAUUGAUGAUGAUGAUGUUGAUGUUCCUGGUGAGGAUGAUCGUGAUCAUGACGAUGGUGCUGUUGAUGAUGGCGGUGAUGUUGUUAAUGACGAUAAUGAUGAUGAUGAUGAUGAUGAUGAUGAUGAUGAUGAUGAUGAUGAUGAUGAUGAUGAUGAUAAUGAUGAUGAUGGUUUUGAUGAUGUUGAUGAUAGUGAAGAUCAUAUUGAUGAUUAUGACGGUGGUGCUGGUGAUGAUCUUGGUGGUGACGAUGAUGAUGAUGAUGAUGAUGUUGAUAUUUAUCAUGAAGAAGAUGAUGUUAUUAAUGAUGAAAAUGAUGAUGGUGAUGAUGCUUAUGCCGAUGAUGAUGUUGCUGGUGAUGAUCUUGAUGAUGAGGUUGAUGGUGCUGGUGAUGAUGAUGACGAUCAUGACGAUGGUGCUGUUGUUGAUGGUGCUGAUGAUGGUCAUGGUGAUGUUGAUGAUGGUAAUGAUUAUGAUGAUGAUGAUGAUGACGGUGGUGCUAGGAACGAGGAUCGUGAUGACGAUGGUGAUGAUGAUGGUGCCGACAAUGAAGUUUAUGAUAAUGAUGACGAUCAUGAUGAUAAUGACGACUGUGCUGACGAUUAUUGCGAUGAUGAUGGUGAUGAUGAUGAGGAUGAUGAUGACGAUAAAAAUGAUGAUGUUUAUGAAGACCAUAAUGAAGAUGAAGACGAUGAUGACCACGAUGAAGAUGGUGCUGGUGAUGAUGGUGGUGAUGAUGAGGAUGAUGAUGGUGAUGAUGAUGAUGUUGAUGACGUUUAUGUUGAUGGUGGUGAUGUUGAUGAUGAUGAUGGUGAUGAUCAUGUUGAUUAUGGUGAGGAUUAUAAUGAUGAUGUUGACGGCGCUGCUUGUGAUGAUGUUGUUGUAA